UUCCGCAACUAUAACUGAUAUGUCUCUAUAUGAAGUAUUAAAUUUGUUUCCCCGCUGACCACUCGUAUUUCGGUCUUUUCUUCAUUCCCCACUCGUCGCCCGUGAUGUGUAACUCCCAAAUAUGGUGGUCAGUACAGCACUUUCUUCCUGCGUAGAGCACAGUUUGCAUUUCUUCAGGAAUGUAUUUAGGGCUAUACCCAUCAGACACUGUUCUUACAUUUCAGCAUUUGAAGGGGAAGUCAAGUCAAGUGGUGAUUUACACCUAACGAAUGGCCGCGUACAAAUACUUCAUCUAAACUCUUCAGGUUUAGAUGAGAGGUCAUAUACUGGGAUGGCCUCGAGAACAUUCCUUACUGCCUAUAAAUCAAAGCAUGCUGAUCAUAUUGUUCAAGAUAUAAACCUGUGGGAUAAGGAACUUUUACAAUACGAUUUAUCACACGUGGCCAGCAAAAUGCGAAUGGUGAGUGGUCAAGAUGAACCAUCAGACAAAGUGAAUUUUGAACCAGUGGAAAGGAUGAUAAAAACUUUAUUUUCGGCAGAUAAGCUGGUUGUGUCGUGUCCAAUGUGGAAUUACAGCAUCCCAUAUGUUUUGAAACAGUACAUAGAUUGCGUUGUUCAACCUGGAUUGACCUUCAGGGAAACAUCAACUGGUCCACAAGGACUGUUAACGAACAGACCGUUAUUACUUAUAACCUCGUCCGGGGGGGACUAUUCUACAGGCCAGAUGAAAAUGCUUGACUAUCAGGUCCCUUACUUAAAGGAUAUAUUUGGCUUGAUUGGAUUUACUGAUGUUAGACAUAUUUAUAUAAAGAACACAGCACAUGAGAAGCGAGAUAAACUGUUGACUUUCAUUGAAUCAAGCUGCCUGGAAGCAGCUGCAAAAUUUUGACUGUACCUUCUUCUCAGAAGAUAUUACUUGAACGCAUGCAAACGUUGCUAUUUUACAAUGUUGCAAUGCAUUCCAUUUAUUAACACUUAAAUGUUUGGGAUUUUCUAGGGCAAAGGUAAUCCACUUUGUUGUAAAUUAUGAUUAUUUUCAUGAUUUCACAAAACUUAAAUCAUUUUGGUGUUUAUUUCUCCUGGAAAUUUGAAACAAACUGAAAUAUUUGGUUCACUUUUGUUGUCUCAUUAGAAUUAAGUUCAAUCUUACAGUAAACAUUUCUUUAUAGUCCAUAAGUACAAAGUCAUUUGCAAUUUAAUAAAAUUUUAAGUAGUGCAAUCGACA
This is a messenger RNA of Pocillopora damicornis (cauliflower coral), 1225 nucleotides long. RefSeq lists its product as uncharacterized. NCBI's taxonomy places the organism in Eukaryota, Metazoa, Cnidaria, Anthozoa, Scleractinia, Pocilloporidae. Gene Ontology annotation, molecular function: FMN binding; oxidoreductase activity, acting on NAD(P)H, quinone or similar compound as acceptor. The record is from RefSeq and is a predicted model, not a curated record.